Mycotypha africana is the source of this 2865-nucleotide messenger RNA. Its product is annotated as fungal-specific transcription factor domain-containing protein. The transcript is spliced from 3 exons. Bases 1 to 2865 code for a protein of 954 amino acids. Gene Ontology annotation, molecular function: zinc ion binding; DNA-binding transcription factor activity, RNA polymerase II-specific; DNA binding. NCBI's taxonomy places the organism in Eukaryota, Fungi, Mucoromycota, Mucoromycetes, Mucorales, Mycotyphaceae. Gene Ontology annotation, biological process: regulation of DNA-templated transcription; DNA-templated transcription. The record is from RefSeq and is a predicted model, not a curated record.
AUGGUAGAUGACAGUAGACAUAAACGACUCAAAGUGGGAAGAGCAUGUCAUCCUUGCCGUAUGAAAAAAAUCAAGUGCAAAGCCAGACGUCGUAAAUGUAUGUAUUUGAAAAACCCUGACGAGACCUAUAUUCGCCUCGAUCCUGUGGAAGAAACAUUGUCUUCUGCAAAUACAAUGAGCAAUACAGAACCCUCAAGGCGGCAAAGUACGCCUAGUCAACAUGGGUUUCAACCACAGCAACCCUCCUCAGCAUCCUCAGCAUCUUCACCACCAGCAUCUUUAGCGUCAUCAACACCCCUUUGUUCUCAAACACAGCAUCCUCCUCAUCAUCACCAGCAGCAGCAGCAACAACAACAGCCAUCCCACCACAAUGCAUUCAAUGGCAUUCCUAAAAUCUAUGCCACGGAUCAGCCAGAUCACCUGUUCUCUUCCUCUCCAUCACCACAGCAAGCGCAGUUCUCUUCUUCCACCUUGAAUGAACCACCCUCCACACGAUCCGACAAAAUGAUUGAGCAGUUGACAGACGGCAUUGUUCGUCUUACCUUGAAUCCAAAUGCAACAGGCACGUCGUCCACGUCGUCAGGAGGGGGAGGAUCACUCCAUUUGGAUCACGAGCAUGUCACCCCAUGGCCAAGGUAUGGCGAUAUUGUCCGUUGGACGCCUGAACCCCAUCUUCCCAUUUAUUACACCGCUUCCAUCGACAUGCCCUCGCGAGCCAUGCAAGAACAACUCCUCGCCCUCUUUUUUGAUGAAUGCCAGCACAUUUUACCCAUCCUCUCACGUACCAUGUUUUACGACCAACUCAAAGCCAAAGGUCCCUUGAUCACUCCUCUUUUAUUGAAUAGCAUGUAUGCUCAUGCCGCUCAUCACAUCCAUCAAAACAGUCAUCACCACCACCACCACCACCACAGCCGCGACGCCGUGCCGGACGGCGAUUUGUUUUACCAUCGUGCGCGACGCCUCGUCGACGACUUUCUUGAUACCCCACGUAUAAGUACAGUCAUUGCUUUGCUUUACAUGGCUCUUUACGACUGUGAUCAUAUCCCUGCCUCAGGUUCACGUAUACGUUCCAGUCGCGCCUGGUUGUACAGCGGCAUGGCCAUCCGCAUGUGUUUUGAAUUAGGUCUUCAUACCGCCAAUUACAGUAGUCAAAUGUCGCAAUGCGAUAUCGAGCUGCGAAAACGCGUGCUGUGGACCUGUUUCGUGAUGGACAAAUUAGAAAGCUGUACCAUGGAAAGGCCGUGGAUGCUACGCUCCAGUGAUAUCGCUGUGGACUUUCCACAACCCCUCCCCGAAGACACGCCCAGCGAGCGUCUUGUCUUGGAAGGAUUCAAUCAACUGUGUCGAUUGAUGACCUUGGUCGAAAAAGUCAUUCAUUUCUUUACCCACGAUUUGAAAAAGAAUCUGAGCUUAUGGACCGUGCAAGAAGAAAAUCAAAUAGUGCACUAUCUCGAUGCCAUUCACCAAUGGCGAAACGCCUUGCCACAGGAACUACAGUGGGAAACUUCCCUGCUACACUCCAACGGAGUCAUGGCUGCUCCUACUGCUACCACGACCCCUGCCGUCACUACCACCACCACCACCACCACCACCACCACCAACAACAACAACAACCACCCUACGAAAACAAACACCUCAUCGUCACCUUCCACCACCACCACCACCACUACCGAUGCCAUCCCUACAACGGCAGAUGCACCAUACCCAGAUAGGCUGCCUCUACCAGACCAGCCUAUGAUACCUUCUUCUGCUGUUGUCGUUAAUUUACAUUUGAUUGCCUAUGAUCUGGAACUCUCCUUGCUCAUGUGUUGUCGAUACCAAGAUGAAGACACUCACCGUGAAAAAAGAAGAACAUUAGCCAACACCAUCACUCGUAUUGUCGCCUUGACCGUCCAGCAUCCUCAUUUGAUGUACAACUUUUCCGUCUCUACCUUUUCCGGUAUUUUUGCCGCUUUGACCCACGCCGUAGAUUUUGACGAUCCGCGACAGGACGUGUCGGCAUCCGCCAAAGUGCACUUUAGAAAGAGUCUCGACGAUGUUCGUUUAAUUGUCGAGAGGAUACCUAUGCGCGAUUUGAGACAUUUUGCUCGUCUCGUCGAUCUACUGCAGCCUACCAUGCCACUCCUCCCCGCCUCGCUACAACAACAACAACAACAACAACAACAACAGCCUUUAGCCUUUGUCUCUUCCAAUACAGCACACAUGGCCUUCUCGGCCAUCACGGACGUGUGUCAUCAUCUCCAUCAGCCGAAAGGCCUCGGAACCACCCCUUCUUCCUCAUCCUACCCGCCUCCUCCUUGUCCUCCACCACCCCAUCAAGAACCUGCUCAAACCACCCCAUCCUCUACUACCUCUUCACCAGGUUAUCUCACGCCCGAUGGAUUGAAUUACCAACCAAAUCACAAUCCCAUGAUUUCAGGUCAAUUUGCUUUUGACUAUUAUCAACAAUUGCCUCACAUGCAACAGCAACAGCAACAGCAACAGUCUUCCUCCUCCACCACACUCUCCCAUUAUCCCUCCACCUCUCUUCAUACGCAUGCCAAUCUAUGCUCUCCUUCCUCUCCCUCUUCCGCCUUUUCCUCUGCCGCUGCUGCUGUCGCUGCUGCUGCUGCCGCUGUCGGUGCUGUCGAUACUUCCACUGCCUUUACUUCUUCCUCAUCUGUUGUCACCACUCCUUUACCUUCGGUUUUGUCCAGUCAAAGUACCACCAGUCAUGGUUCAGGUGGCGAUCAUCCUGGUACGGGUACCGCCGCCGCCGCCGCAGCGACCACGGGUCAUAGCAGAAGUAGCAUCGAGCCUGCAGAUUAUACCUUUGAAUUGAUAUCUGUAGCUGAUGAAUGGGCAAGAUCACUCAUGUAUCAAUAG